UUUUCUAAAGAGGAGACUGGGAGCGCCGGCUUGCAAACUAAGUCAAUGGAAGAAAAGAAGAUGGCUGCUAAUUCCAGCGCUGUCUCUUCCGAUGGAAUUCUUAUCGGUGAUAAGCUGUACUCGGGCGUGAUGAUUUCGUUGGAAAACUGCCUGAUGGCGGAGGAGAGGUGCGCCUUAACACCGUCCGUCGUGGAUGGUAUAGACGUGAAUACCGAGAUCGACCUUCGCUGUGUGGGCUGCGAGUUGGUCCAGGCAGCCGGCAUUUUGCUGCGACUUCCGCAGGUGGCCAUGGCUACAGGACAGGUGUUGUUUCAACGAUUCUUCUAUACAAAAUCAUUUGUAAAACAUUCAAUGGAGCAUGUUGCAAUGGCAUGUGUCCAUUUGGCAUCCAAAAUUGAGGAGGCUCCAAGACGCAUAAGGGAUGUAAUAAAUGUGUUUCACCGCCUUCGACAACUACGUGAGAAACAAAAAUCAACACCAUUAAUUUUGGACCAGGAGUAUGUUAAUUUAAAGAAUCAAAUAAUAAAAGCAGAGAGGCGAGUCUUAAAGGAACUGGGCUUUUGUGUGCAUGUGAAGCAUCCACAUAAGAUAAUAGUUAUGUAUCUACAAGUGCUAGAGUGUGAGCGUAAUAAGCAUCUGGUCCAGACUUCAUGGAACUACAUGAAUGACAGUUUGCGUACUGAUGUCUUUGUGAGGUUCAAUCCAGAAACCAUUGCAUGUGCUUGCAUUUUCUUGGCUGCUAGAACGCUAGAGAUCCCUCUGCCGAAUCGUCCUCACUGGUUUUAUUUGUUUGGUGCAUCAGAGGAGGAUAUAAAGGAGAUAUGUCUACAAAUUCUAAGACUUUACACCCGAAAAAAGGCUGAUGUUGCUCUCCUUGAAAAUAAAGUGGAGAAAAGAAAACUUUUUAUUGAGGAAGCUAAAGCGAAGGCAAAAGGACUGCUGCCCGAUGGAACGCCCCGUUUAGAAAAUGCUCCAGAAUUUUCACCCAGCUUGAAAAAUGACUCUCCAAAGGAAUUAAAAGCAAAUAAGCCUUCACCUCUCGCUGUUCAUGCACUGAAAAACUGUAAAAGGAAAGUUGAUGGAACAAAACGGCCUACAUCAUCCAGCCCUGUCAAUGGAGUUUCCAAAGGAAGGGAUAGCAGGAGUGGCAGCAGAAGUAGAGAUCAGAGUUACUCACGUUCUCAGUCUAGGUCCCAGUCACCUAAACGAAGGAAAAGCCAGAGUUAUUCUCCAUCCAGUGAUUCAAAGUCUCGCAGUCCUUCAAGAAGCCGAAGUGACUCUCCACCUCAUAAACCAAACCAUGGCUCUUACAAAAGCACAAAAGGCCAUGUGUAUGGGAAUAACAGUGAUUAUAAAUACCAGGGGCACAAGAGAAGGUCCCGUAGCAGGAGUUCCUCACCCUCUCACAGUCGUUCCCGCGAAAGUUCAGAUUCUGGGAAAUACAAGAAAAAGGACCACUACUACAGACGAGAGCGCUCAAGGUCUUAUGACAGAGUUAGCCACAGAGGCUAUGACAGGGAAUAUCAUGGCCACAGUCAUCACAGAAGAUAAAACUCUCACUGGACAUUCAUUCUGUUUUGCUGUGGCAUUUCUUACCUCUGAAUGAAAUAAUGUGCCAAGUGUAUUAACGUAGCUGCAGGAAAAUUGUAUGUAUUUGUCUAAUUUGUUGAAACUACACGGCAAAGAUGACAACCUAUGGUGCUAGUUACUCAAAUAACUCAAGCAGCGGCUUGUACUAAGCCUUUAACCUUUUAUUGGAAAAAUGGCUGACUUGCUGCUGUGCGAUCCUGGAGAUUGUUGUGCAUAUGAACAUUGCCUAUACAGCUUGCCAGUUAUAUUUUUCGAUAUGCAUUCAAGAAAAAAGGGAAAACGGACAUUUAAUGGCAAGUGGGAUAUUUUCCAUGUGUCCUUAUACAUUAGAAAUGUAAAACUUCUUAAUGCAGAGUAUGCCUAUAUUAGGUUAUACCCAAAGAGUGAUCUUGUUUGCCAUGGGAACCUGGCCUUAGAUAAUGGUUUGGUCUGUUAAAUAUCUGCUUGUUACUUAUAAAGGACUUGCCUGAAUAUGUUUCUCCCCCCACUUUGUGGAAAGGUUUUCUGUUAAGUAUUUUUUUUUUUUUAAUUUUAUAUUAAAAGCUGCGUGCAGGCCACGAGCAGUCACAUUUCAUAUUUCAAGGGUUUUAAUGUCCUAAAAAAAUGGAGGUGUACUCAGGAUAUUUGAUAGCUUAAAGAAUGCUUACAGCUGUCAUUCUGCUUGUGUAAUAGCUACAAAAACAAACCACAGCCAUGGUUAUAUCAGUUUUAUUGGUAUCCAAGCUGUAUUUUGCUAUUUCAUUAAACCACAAUUUUCUAUUUUGCUGUUUGUUUCUGCUUUGUUACACCAGUUCACGCAUACUGCUGCAAUGUCCUCAGGAUAUUUCAUCAACCUGUUCAGUAUUAAGGCAGGCUUGCCAAAGUCUGAGACAAUUUGCAAUUGGUCUUCAUUUGUAAUGUGAGGUUUUUGAAUUAUUUUGCUUUCUGUUCAGCAGCUCUCCAGUUUGGAAUUUCAGCAGCUAUCUGGUUGCUAGGCUUCAAUUACCUUAGCAACCAGGGGAGUGGUUUGAAUAUGAGUCUAAUAUAUGAAUAGGAGAGAACCCAACUAGAAAGAUAAGUAAUACAAAGAACCUCUUGAUUAAGUUACCAUUGUAACAAAACCGUUGUCAAGGCUUUGGCAUCAUUUGAAGAUUGGGAGGCCCUCCAUGAAAUAUUGCAGUAAAGCUGCCAAGUUGCACACCAAAGCUGUAUUAGCAGCAUUUAAGACAUAUUACUGGUGCUUCUCAUGGCAUCUGCAGAUAAGUAUUGAGCUCCUUACAACUCAUGUAAUACAGUGCAGGAAGCAUAUAUGUAUGUGAUUUAUAUUUGUUGGACAUAAAUUGGUCCAGGCUGCAAACUGCUUCCAUGUAUGUGUGAUGUUGGCUGGCAGUCACUAAACAGCAUUUUAAUUGGUUAAUAUUUAGUUAAAGAAUAGUUAUAAUUUGGGAUUGUUUUUUAGCAGUCCUAUUUGCCUUUUGUGUUAAUAAAUAUAAUUUUCAUUUUA
Xenopus tropicalis (tropical clawed frog) is the source of this 3073-nucleotide messenger RNA. RefSeq names its product cyclin L2 (gene ccnl2). The record is from RefSeq and is a predicted model, not a curated record. Gene Ontology annotation, biological process: regulation of transcription by RNA polymerase II. NCBI's taxonomy places the organism in Eukaryota, Metazoa, Chordata, Amphibia, Anura, Pipidae. Gene Ontology annotation, cellular component: nuclear speck; nucleoplasm. Gene Ontology annotation, molecular function: cyclin-dependent protein serine/threonine kinase regulator activity. Bases 46 to 1551 code for a protein of 501 amino acids. The transcript is spliced from 11 exons.